AUGUCUGCCCCAAAUUACGAGGUUUCUCAUAAUUAUGGUACGAGGUUGCUGCCUCAAGCUCUAGAUGAAUUGGCGUCAUCGACUCCGCAUCGUCUCUAUGCCUCCAUCCCUAGAGAACGAGAUCUAUCUCAUGGGUUUCUCGAUGUCACCUGCGAAGACAUGGCUAGGUGUGUCAACUUCAUGGCCUCCUGGAUAACCAGUCGCCUUGAACCAAGCCAGGACUUCGAGACUUUAGCGUAUAUUGGAAUUCCGGACCUCAGGAGCGCAGCGAUCUUCCUGGGCGCAGUCAAAGCUGGCUUCAAGGUUUUACUCCCAUCUCCACGCAAUCCGUCGGCUACCAACCUCUCCCUACUGGGACAAACUGGAUGCACUAAGAUUUUGUACGCCGCCGAAGUCACCCCCAUUGUUAAGCAACUCAACGCAAUUAAUGAGAGUUUAACCAUUUUGGAAGUUCCAAGCUUCCAGGAUAUGUUCCAGAGCACUCCUUCAUCAUAUCCCUUUGGGAAAAUAUAUGAUCAAGUCAAGAAUGAUCCAAUCCUCAUCCUGCACUCGUCCGGAUCUACAGGUCUCCCAAAGCCAAUUACAAUGACCCAUGCAACUUUCGCGGUGUUGGACAACGAACGGAAUUUACCUAAGGUCCCUGGCCGCCGGAACAGGGACUAUUCAAUCUGGGAUUUUAAUGACGGCGGCCGGUUCUACACAGUCUUUCCAUAUUUCCACCUAGCAGGAUUUCUCUCCCUUCUCGUUAACCCGAUCUUCACAGAGGCAUCGAGCCCUGUUCUGGGUCCCCCUCUUAUGCCACCAAGUGGAUCACUUCUCAAGGACGUCAUGAGGCACCAAGAGUUGCGUGCACUUUAUCUGCCUCCAUCUAUCGCGGAGCAGUUUCUGCUCGAGCCUGGGGGAAUUGACUUUUUUAAAGAUCUGGACUUUCUUUGCUACACGGGCGGUCCUUUCUCUCCAUCCGCGGGAGAGCAACUAUCGAUGGUCACCGAGCUAUGUCCUCUGUACGGUUCUACGGAGGCUUUCCAGGUCCCACAGCUUGCCCCUUCCUCAGAAGACUGGGCCUGGAUGGAAUGGAAUCCCUAUUUUAAGGUUGAAAUGCAACCAUCCGAAGAUGAACAUGGGGCUUUUGAACUUGUUCUCUAUGCGGAUUCAUCAACGGAGAAGAUCUCGGCUCUCAACCAUAACAUGCCGGGCACCCCAAUUUACCGCACUAAGGAUCUCUUCAAGCAACACCCCGAAAAACCCCAACUGUGGCAGUAUUAUGGCCGUAGAGAUGACAUUAUUGUUCUCUCUAAUGGGGAGAAAUUUAAUCCGGUACCUGCAGAACUUCUGGUUCAGGGCCAUUCAGCAUUAGCUGGUGCGCUUGUUAUAGGUCAAGGCAGGACUCAUGCCACACUUUUGGUAGAGCCGAAACCUGACUUGGGCACCUUAGAGCGCGAAGGCCUUGUGGAUAGCAUCUGGCCUUUGGUGGAGAAAUCGAACUACCUUUUGCCUGGCCAAGGUCGCAUAUUACGUGCCAGUAUUCUCGCGGCCCACCCUGCGAAACCGUUUGUACGCGCUGGUAAGGGAACCAUCGUCAGAAAGCUCACAGAGAAACUAUAUUUGUCCGAGAUUGAGGCGCUGUAUGCAAAUAAGCCAAGUGCGCCAAUACGCAAGCUGCCCACGCUUAAGCCAGUUUUUGAGUCAAUGGCUAUCCAAGGCUUCAUUCAAGACAUCAUUGCUACCUCCUUCCCUGACUUUGGAAUUGUUGAACCUCAGGAAGACCUCUUUUCUCGAGGUCUCGAUUCGGUCAUGAUAACGGAGCUCCUCAGCACCCUCAAGGUCGGACUCCAGGAGAGUUCUACCGUUGGCGAUCUUUCAUGGCUUGAUGCCCGGGUUGUUUACCAGAAUUCUUCCAUUGAGGGCUUGUCUAGGAUACUGUACGACUUCCUCAAUGACGACAAGAUGCCCACUCUUGAUUCCGAAAAUUCCCGCUCUAUCAGAAUGGAGGAGUUGGUCCAACGGUACACUGAAGGCUUGAUGGAAGCCUCGAUUAGGAAGCCUAAGUCCAUAGGACCUCAUUCUGUUGCUCUUAUCGGAUCGACUGGCUAUCUAGGCCCGCGAAUUGCUGCUUCGCUGCUGUCCAAUCCAAAGAUAUCAUCCCUCUAUUGUCUAAAUCGCGGCUCAGACGCGAAGGACCGCACAAUAAAAGUAAUGCAGACACUGGAUGUGUAUCCCCAAGAUGCCUUCGAGAAGGCAAUAUUCCUAUCAGUCGACCUGGGCAGUUCUCGAUUGGGUAUGAGCGAUACUGAAUACCAGGAGCUAGCGUCAGAGGUUGACAUUAUCAUAUAUAAUUCCUGGAAACCAGAUUUCAGCACUCCUCUUCAAUCGUUCGAGAAACCGUUCCUCACCGGGCUUCGAUCUGUUAUCGACUGGAGUUACGAAAGCCCUAAGGCGCCACGAAUAUUGUUUAUCUCAUCUAUUGCCGCGGUUGGAAGUUGGUCGAAGGUUUACCCUGAUCAACCUGUCAUCCCCGAAGUUCCUAUUCAAGACUGCAAUGUAGCCAUGGGGAUGGGCUAUGGAGAAUCCAAAUGUGUAGCUGAACGAAUUCUCGGUGUUGCCAACCAGGUGGCAGGGAUCCCUGUGAGCAUCCUUCGUGUUGGGCAAAUAGGCGGACCUCUUGGUCUUGGGAAGUGGCCAGUACAGAAGUGGUUGCUCGCUAUCAUCAAAACCUCGAAGACCAUCAAAGCUUUGCCCGACCACGUCUCACCCGUAGACAGGAUCCCAGUGGAUGCGCUUUCAGAUGUGAUCAGUGACAUCGCGAGUGCGGGAGCGGUGUCUAACAUGUUUCAGAUAUUUAAUUUGACGCAUCCAGAUCCGGCACCAUGGAAGACCUUCCUGCAGACCCUGAUAAAUCGAUAUGGUCUCAAGGUUGAGAUUGUUAGCCUUCCGGAAUGGCUUGAUAAACUUGAUGGCGUCGUCAAGCUCGAUGGAAAAGACCGGGCAAAGCUUCCAGCACUUGCCUUGUACAACUUCUUUCGAUCUUUGGGAGAAGGUCUAGAAGACAUGAGAAGUGAUGUAAGGAAUAUGAAGAGUGUCUUAAGGAGGGGUAUGGAUAGCUUUACUGAGGAACUGUUAAUGGGUUGGCUUCAGGAUUGGGACUUGGAAGAUUUCCUGGAAGGCAUUAUCUGAACUUAGGGUUUUCACGAUUACAAGGAACGUCCUUUACAUAUGCACAUCAUUCGAGGGGUUUGUGACACCGCCGAAGUGGAUGGAUGAAGUUUGGCGGCUAUGAGCACCACUUACAUCUUUAGU
Lindgomyces ingoldianus is the source of this 3297-nucleotide messenger RNA. Its product is annotated as putative NRPS-like enzyme. Bases 1 to 3174 code for a protein of 1057 amino acids. NCBI's taxonomy places the organism in Eukaryota, Fungi, Ascomycota, Dothideomycetes, Pleosporales, Lindgomycetaceae. The transcript is spliced from 3 exons. The record is from RefSeq and is a predicted model, not a curated record.